AUGUCCCGGGAGCCGUUGCUCGGGGGCUGCGGGCUGGGGGGGGCAGCCCUGGCGAGCUGCCUGGUGGCGGUGGCCGUAGCGCUGCGCUUCUGGGUCGUGCGGGGCCGCCGGCAGGCGCUCCACAAGGCCUGCAGCCAGCAGGAGGCGGCCUUGGAGGCCAUGGGCCGGAGCGUGGGAGUGUUCCGCAGCCAGAACCCAGGGCUAGACGAAGAGACUGUACUGGCCCUGCCCCUGGCCCAGCUGGUCCAGAAACUCAAGAACCAAGAGCUGUCCCCAGAAGCCGCCCUCUGCAGCUACUUGGGCAAGGCCUGGGAGGUAACCAAAGAGAUCAACUGCGUGACCAGCUACCUGGGCGACUGCAAGGCCCAACUGGCAGAGGGGGCCCAGCAGCCCGAGGUGGGCGGCCUGCUGUAUGGGGUCCCCAUCAGCCUCAAGGAGUGUUUCCAGUACAAGGACCAGGAUUCCACCCUGGGCCUGUGCCGGAACAUUGGCUUCCCGGCCAUGGAGGACUCCGUGGUGGUGCAGGUGUUGAAGAAGCAGGGGGCUAUUCCUUUUGUGCACACCAACGUGCCCCAGUCCAUGUUCAGCUACGACUGCAGCAACCCCAUAUUUGGCCGUACGCUGAACCCCCUGAACUCUACCAAGAGCCCUGGUGGGUCUUCAGGUGGGGAGGGUGCCCUCAUAGCGAGCGGUGGAUCCAUCUUGGGCUUGGGUACCGACAUUGGGGGCAGCAUCCGCUUUCCUUCGGCCUUCUGUGGCAUCUGUGGCCUCAAGCCUACUUCAGGCAGGAUCAGCAAGCGUGGGAUGAAGAACUGUGUCGAUGGGCAGCUGGGAGUCCUCACAUCUGUGGGGCCCAUGGCCAGGGAUGUCAGCAGCCUGGCCUUGUGCUUGCGGGCAUUGCUAUCUGAGGACAUGUUCCUCCUGGACCCCACAGUGCCCCCGAUGCCCUUCAGGGAAGCGCUCUAUGCCGGCAAGAAGCCUCUGCGGAUCGGUUACUAUGAGUCUGAUGGGUAUACCAUGCCCAGUCCCUCCAUGAAGCGGGCAGUGCUGGAGAUCAAGGCACUCCUGGAGGCCGCUGGCCACACGCUCGUCCCAUUCCUGCCUUCCAACAUCAGUUAUGCUGUGGAGAAGCUGAUUCCUGGUGCGCUCUUCUCUGAUGGAGGCAAGGCCUUCCUAGAGAACUUCAAAGGUGAAUCUGUAGAUCUGUGCCUGGGGGACCUGACCAUCAUCCUCAGGAUGCCCAAUUGGAUCAAAGGACUGUUGUCCAUGCUCCUCCACCCUUUGCUCCCAAGACUGGCAAACUUCCUCUCCAGCUUGAAGUCCCGGUCGGCUGGGGAUCUUUGGAACUUACAUCACGAGAUUGAGAAAUACCGUCACAGUGUCAUCAACCAGUGGAAAAUGCUGGAUUUGGAUGUGGUUCUGACCCCCAUGCUGAGCCCUGCCCUGACCAUCAACUACCCAGGCAAAGCUACAGGGGCUGUGAGUUAUACCAUGCUCUAUAAUUGUCUGGAUUUCCCUGCUGGUGUGGUUCCCGUCUCCACGGUGACCCAGGAGGAUGAGAAGAAGUUGCAAAAGUAUCGAGGCUACUUUGGGGACUUUUGGGACUUGAAGCUCGGCAAGGGCCUGAAGAAUAGUGUGGGGAUGCCUGUGGCGGUCCAGUGUGUGGCCCUGCCAUGGCAAGAAGAGCUUUGCCUCCGAUUCAUGCGCGAGGUGGAGAGGGUGAGCCAAGAGGCCAGAAAGCAGACAUCGAGGCCUUCUGGGCCUUACUGAGGGCCGAGCAGUCCCCAGGUUAAGCCCUGGCCCUCUCUUCUCAGCAGCCACCUUCAGUCUUCAGCUGGGGCAUCAGUAGCUCCAGUCCCUCUAAAGCCAUGAGUUUAGACACCCUCUCCCCCUAGACAUCCCAGUCCAGUUCUCAGGGACAAACCCCUUUUUCCCUCCCCAUACUCCCCUAGUUCCCCCAUGAAUGUUACAGACCAGAAAUGGUCCCAAGCAGGAGAGACUGGAAGAUCCUGUGCCUAACUUUCAAAAUAAUAAUAAUUGCAGGGAACAA
Messenger RNA from Vombatus ursinus (common wombat), 2050 nucleotides. RefSeq names its product fatty acid amide hydrolase (gene FAAH). The record is from RefSeq and is a predicted model, not a curated record. NCBI's taxonomy places the organism in Eukaryota, Metazoa, Chordata, Mammalia, Diprotodontia, Vombatidae. The coding region runs from base 1 to 1770 and encodes 589 amino acids. Gene Ontology annotation, biological process: fatty acid catabolic process. Gene Ontology annotation, molecular function: amidase activity; fatty acid amide hydrolase activity. The transcript is spliced from 15 exons.